AUGAGCGUAGCCGCUCACGACUCCAACUGCAAGAUCGAGCCCGCCGCCGGUAGUAUCGCGGCUGACGACGUGAUCGACAUCACUACCGAGCCGGACGGUGCGGAUGGCCCGCUCGUGACCGAGAGCGACAUCGAAGCUUUCUUCAACGCCACCAAGGGUAUUGCAGGCGAUACCGCUGCAUCCCAUAAAGCUCAUGCCGCAGACUCCACGGGCCCGCAGCUCGACAUGACCGAGGCCGCCAGCGAGGUCGACGACAGCCCUGGCAGUGUCAAGAACACCUGUGAAGUUGGAGAGGGCGAGGGCGACGACGCUGAAGUCGAGGCCGAGGACGCAAGCGAGCUCAGCGACCCCGUUGGGUUCGGCGAGGCCAACCACGAGGCCAAUACCGACGAAGCCAGCGACGAUGCUGAAGGGGAUGGAGACGAGCACUGCGAGGAGGAGCACGAAGAGGAAGAGGACGCCAGUGGCGAAACGGACACCGGUUCGGAGUACACCACCGAAGUUAUCACCAAGACCACCCGCCGCAGCACUCGCACUCGCGCUCGCGCUCAGAGCAUCGUCGCUAACCAGGAGCCUCAAACGUGUGAGGCGCUCGAAGAGUCCGAGGAACAUAAGCAAGAGCAACCCGAGGAGAAGCUCACCAAUCCCAAGAAGACGGCCACAAACCGUCGUAGCGGCAGGCGAGGCAAGGCUGUCAAGAGCGAGGCAGAGCCCUCUGAGGAACCUCAGGAAGACGGCCAGGGGAACGCCGAUCCUGUUGAACCGAUGCAGGAGAGCGAAACCGAGGCGGCCCCCGUCAAGCGUCGCGGCGGCCGCAAGCGUGCCCAGCCUGCCAAGGUCGGCUCACCUUCUCCGCCUGAGGGUCCUAAGCCCACCAAGCGCUCGCGCAAGCGUAAGGAAGAUAAGCAGGAGAGCGACCACGACGAUGUUAAACCCGCCGUCGACGAGGACGGAAGCGUCAAGCGCGGCAAGCGCUCUCGCCGCGCGAAGGAGAAGCCGGACCUUGACUGUGAUGCCGAGCCUGGCGCGGAGGAGGAGAACAAGUCCACCAAGCGUGCGCGCGCCUCCAGGUCGAAGAAGCUCAAGCUCGACGUCCAGCCCAAGAUGGAGCACGCAGAGCCCGCCAAUGGUCGCCGCGCCAAGUCCGAGCCUCUUCCCGGUGCUGAGGCUGAGCUCUCUCCCGACCUGAAGACCGGCAAGUCCCACAAGACACCCAAGUCCUCCGGCCGCCCCGCCGCCCGCUGGUCCCCAGAAGACCGUACGGCGCUGUACCUUGCUGCCGUCGAGGCGAACUGCGGGGGCAAGGUGCGCACAGAGCGUUUCCAAGCGGGCGUCGCCGGGCGCAAUGCGAAGCAGUGCUUCGACGCUUGGCAGAAGACGGCGGAGCCCUUCAUCAUGAAGUAUCUCUCCGAAGAGCCUAAACCCGUGCCCAAGGACUGGAGGGCCGAGCCGACGGGCCGCAAGGGCUGGGACGGAGCUGCGCUGCAGGCUCUCUUCGACGCUGCAAUCGGGACGGAGACGCCGCGCUUCACGGAGGGCAUCAACGGCCGCUCGAAGGCUACGACCCGCGACACCUGGAAGUGA
Trichosporon asahii var. asahii CBS 2479 is the source of this 1584-nucleotide messenger RNA. RefSeq lists its product as uncharacterized. Lineage: Eukaryota; Fungi; Basidiomycota; Tremellomycetes; Trichosporonales; Trichosporonaceae. Bases 1 to 1584 code for a protein of 527 amino acids. The record is from RefSeq and is a predicted model, not a curated record. The transcript has a single exon.